AUGGGGAGAAAACUAAAGGGGAAAUCAAUUCAAUCUAAAGGUUUAAAAGGAGCAUUAAUACGACAUCAAACAAAAGAACAAACCCAAGCUAAAUUACUUAAAAAUGCAGAAAUUUCAAAUGAAAAUAAAUUAAAUAAGAUUAAAUCAAUGAAAACUUCUAAAAAAUCUAAACAAAAUAAUAAAUUACAUGGAAAUAAAGGAAUAUCUAAAGGAUUAAUGCCAUUUUUAAAUGAAGAUAAAGUAUUAUUAAUUGGAGAAGGGGAUUUUACAUUUGCUAAAUCAUUAAUAUUACAAAAUUAUUUAAUACCUGAAAAUUUAAUAGCUACAAGUUUUGAUUCAUAUGAAGAAUUAAUUUUAAAAUAUCCAAAUGUUGAUGAAGUUUUAAAAGAAUUAAAAGAAUUUGGAGUUAAAAUUAUUCAUCAAGUAGAUGCUACUAAUUUACCAUUAACAUUAAAAUUAAUUCAAAAUUCAAAACAAAAAAAAAGCAAAUAA
This is a messenger RNA of Candida tropicalis MYA-3404, 492 nucleotides long. RefSeq names its product 25S rRNA (uracil2634-N3)-methyltransferase. NCBI's taxonomy places the organism in Eukaryota, Fungi, Ascomycota, Pichiomycetes, Serinales, Debaryomycetaceae. Gene Ontology annotation, cellular component: cytoplasm. Gene Ontology annotation, biological process: rRNA base methylation. The record is from RefSeq and is a predicted model, not a curated record. The coding region runs from base 1 to 492 and encodes 163 amino acids. The transcript has a single exon. Gene Ontology annotation, molecular function: rRNA (uridine-N3-)-methyltransferase activity.